GAUAAUUGGGCACCGUGGGGCGCUGGCGGCCUCUCUCCCGGGGGCGGCGACGGGGUCGGCGGUCCGGGGCCCGGACGUGCUCGCGCCGUCUGGGAAACCAGGACGGGACGUUCUGUGACGCGUGCGGUCUCCCUGGUGGUGGCAUGCGCUGUGUGACCUGGGGCCGUUCCGGUCCUUUCAUACGCUGUCGCGGCCGUGGCCCACGCCUCGUCUCACCCUGCCGCCACGAUGUGGGGCCCGCCCACCAAGAGGCGGGGCUCCGUUCUCCAGCGCGCGCUUGCCCCUGCUCCUCCCCGGUGCCAAGCUUUUCUGCGGCGCCCCCCCCCCCCCCCCCGCGGGCGGGGGCGGCGCCGUGCAGCAGGGGCGCGUUCGCCGCCUUCGGCGGAGAGUGCUCGACCGCCGCCGACCGCUCGCCGACAGGCUUAUGCUCUGGGCUCCGCGCAGGGCGCCGACGGCGAGCAGGCAGGGUAAGAGGUGUCGGGGAACAUCGGCCCAGAAGUGGCACGACGCAGACUUUUCGGCUCGGUCCUCAGGGGACCCGCGGAGCCGAGAAACUACGCACCGCACCGCGUUGGAACGGGGCCCGACCUGAUCGUACUGCCGCCGACGGGACAUGGAGCCGCCCUUCCGCGCCCUGCGCCGGCUGCGGGCCCUGCCCGCCGCGGGCCUGCACGAAGCGCUGGCGGGACGCCCGGCCGUGCUGGGCGCGGGCUGCGAGGCCGCCUUCGCGCGGCCGCUGGGUCAGGCCGGAGCCUUGCUGGACCAGCUGGCCAGCGCGCGGGUGGACAUCUGAGGGCAUCAAGAUCUGCGCAGGUUUCUUGUUCGCCCUUCCGGCACGUGCGGCCAGCCGGGGACGUCACGCGGCUCGGGGGCUACUUCCGCCCGGGCGGCGCGAGGCCGACUGUGGCGGAGUGGCGGUCGGGCGCGGGCGAGCCGUUGGUGUUCGACACGCGCCGGGGCGGCGAACUGCACGGGCGGCUGCGCAGCGCGCUGCAGCUGCGGGCGCCUGGGCCGCUGCGGCGCUGGUCGCGCUCUCCGAUCGCCUCGCUCGGGAGGGCGCCGCCGGAGGUGCGCGGGCCGGGCUGCAAGCUGCAGUCGGCGGCAGAGGUGCGCGGUGCUGCCGCCUUCCUGUCGCGGCACCGGGUCCUCGGCAGGCUGUUCGCCUCCCUCGGCGUUCAGCCGUCCAGGCUGGGGCGGCGUUUCCUGGCCGAGCACGCGGACUGUGCCGUCCGGAAGUACCUCGACGAGGUAGGGAAUGCCGCCUACAAGACAACUUGUCGCGCCCCCGCGCGCGAGGAGUUCGUCGAGCGGUGCAGGGGCCCCGCCAAGGAGCGAUCCUACCGGGCAGCCCUGGAGACUCUGCGGCGCCUCACGGCGGCGCAGUAGGUCUUUCCCCCCGCCCCCUCGCCUGGGCGCCGGCGCGCUCUUCGCCCGCCGCCCGCGCCCCGCCGCGCCGCGCUCCGCGCGCAGCCGUGCGAGGGCGGGCGCUGGCGGCGCGCGGCGGCCGCGCUGAGGAGCUGGCUCCUGCUCGUGUCCGGGCGGAAGCGGUGGUUCUUCCAUGCGGGGGACGCGCCGCCGGCCACUGCCCUGCGCCGGGUGGGCGAGGCCGAGCUGCGCCUCCGCGAGCCGCGGAGCGGCGCGCCUGGCACGGAGCCCGGCCACUCGGGCGGGGAGCUGUGGGCGCACGAUGUAUGCUCAUGCCGCUUCUCUGUUCCUCCACGAUUGUGCCUGACGGCGUGUGGCACUGCACCUACAACGUGCACGUGGACGCGGAGCCCUUCACGAUAGGUGUCGGGGGCAUGGGCGCUUGUGCCAGCGACCUGCAGGUACUUGCGGCGGAGGGCGACGUCGCGGGGCUCGAGGAGGCCUCCCUGCAAGGCGCGCCAGAAGCCGCCGAGGCCGCCGCGAUCGCGCGCAUCGCCGUGGAGCAGUCGCACCUGCAGGUGUUGGAGUGGGCCCACCGCAGGUGUGGCGACGGGCUCCUGCGCUCGCGCUUCGAGAACGGCGUGUCGCUGCUUCACCUGGCCGCGGGCGCGGGCGAGGCCGGUGUCGCCAGGUGGCUCCUGCAGCGGGGCGCGGAGGUCGACGCGCCCGACGCCUCGGGGGCCACCGCCGCGCACUGGGUGCAGCUGUCCGGCUCCGCCGAGUGCCUGGCGGAGCUGCACGCCUGGGGCGCGGACGUGGAGGCCGCCGACCUCCGCGGCGGCUGCCGCCCGCUGCACUACCUGGCCGGCAAGGGGCACGCCGACGCCGCGCGGUGGGCGGUGCGCCGCGCCGGCGCCGACGCGGGGGCCAAGGACUGACCGCCUGGGCCGCCGCCCAGAGGCCUGGGCCGCCGCGAUGGGGCACCCAGAGCUGUCGAGGUGGCUGCAGCGCCACCGGUGGGCUGCCCAGGCGCGCCCGCUGCGCGGCCCGGCGCUUCUGGGGCUGGGCUGCGUCGCGCUCUGCGUCGCGGGAGGCGUUCCGUUGCCGUGGCCGUUGCGGCGGACAGGCGGCGCGGCAGACGCUUCGUGCGCCGUCGGCUGAACAGGAAUCGCCCCACUCCUUGGAGCCGGC
Prorocentrum cordatum is the source of this 2556-nucleotide messenger RNA. The record is from the annotation of a GenBank genome assembly. Lineage: Eukaryota; Dinophyceae; Prorocentrales; Prorocentraceae.